AUGGCACCGAAGCAAUCCUCCUCGUCCAAAGCCGCCGCGAUGCCGUCCGCUCCACUGAUCUCUACCGAUCCAGUUCUGACGGCCGCGCCGCCGCCGUGGCAUUCCGUCGCACUGGUCGGUGUUCUGUCCGCCUUUUUCGUACAAACCAUACCGUCACUGGACGAACUGGAUCGAGUCGCCACCGUACAGCGCUUUACCCGCAUUCUCUUUCCCACACUCGUACCCUCACUCAUGGGCUUGUGUUACAUUCGAACCGCGGUCGCCUUGCUCAUUUGGGGAACCUCCUUUUAUCUCGUCUGUUUCAGUCCAGGCUGGGAGCAGAGUACCGGCUACCAAAAGGGCAGUCGCUUGCGUAUCGUACCCAAUCGCGUUUCGGGAAUUAAAACCAUGUUUCCCUUUACUUCCUGGAGUUGGAAUUUGCUCGGACUCUCCUUUACCCUCAACGCCUACAUUGCCUAUUCUGCGGCACUCGCCACCCACAACAACCCCGACGGCACCUCCCUCGAACAAUCGGUGCAUCCCUGGAUCCUCCGACUCGCCUUGCUCUGUUGGGAAUGCGCGGCACCCUUCACACUCCUCGUCGCCGCCGUCAUUCGCUACGUCAUUUGGCCCUCCGUACUCCGAGCCAAAGACGGCGACACUGCCAACCUCAAACACGUUCGUAACGUUCUCAUGCACAACGUCAACGUCGUCUUGGCCGUCUCGGAAACCUUUGGUCUCUCCGGAUUGUCCACCGUCCCCUCCCACGUGGGCGUCGCACCCUUGAUCGGCUUGAUCUACGUCGUCUUCUCCUGGAGCAUGACCACUUCCUGGAACGAACCCGCCCACGGUCCACAAUUUAUAUACUUUUUCUUGGACACCACCAUGCCCGGAUACGCACCCUCGGUGGCCCUCCUCGCCCUCCUCGCCGUGCUCAUUCUCUUUUACGCCGUUUUUGGAGUCUCGGAGCCCCUACUCCGGGCACUCGACGGGACCAGCUACGGACUGGCCCACGCCGCCGUGGCCACCCUCCUGUGCGCCAGCGUCUGCCGGUUCCGCGAUUGA
Phaeodactylum tricornutum CCAP 1055/1 is the source of this 1044-nucleotide messenger RNA. RefSeq lists its product with no specific name. Bases 1 to 1044 code for a protein of 347 amino acids. Lineage: Eukaryota; Bacillariophyta; Bacillariophyceae; Surirellales; Neidiaceae. The transcript has a single exon. The record is from RefSeq and is a predicted model, not a curated record. Gene Ontology annotation, cellular component: membrane.